Messenger RNA from Ilex paraguariensis (yerba mate), 696 nucleotides. Lineage: Eukaryota; Viridiplantae; Streptophyta; Magnoliopsida; Aquifoliales; Aquifoliaceae. The record is from the annotation of a GenBank genome assembly.
AUGGCGUUGAUGCGAGCUCAUAAUAGACAAGGGGCUCUACAUAGCGAUGGAUUACGAGCUGGGCUCAGAGUGGGUAGUGCUGUAGAAAAUGGAGGCCUGAUGGAGUACUUCUUUGGCAAAGAUGGCAAGAAGUGCCUUCAACAUGAAAAGUUUGUCCUAUUCUUGAGAAAUCUACAUGAUGAAAUUUUAAGAUUGGAGUUUGCACAUUACGACUACAAAUUACAAGGAACCAUAUCUGCAAAGGAUUUUGGCUUGUCCAUGGUUGCUUCUGCUGAUAUAAAACAUUUAUACAAGUUGCUUGAUCGUGUUGAUGAUUUAGACAAUGAGGCAAAUCUGAAUAAUAUACGCAUUACAUUUGAGGAAUUCAAGAACUUUGCAGAGCUGAGGAAAAAGUUGCAGCCAUUUUCUCUGGCCCUCUUCAGUUUUUGUGAAGUAAAUGGAUUGUUGACAAGGAAGGAUUUUCAGCGAGCUGCUUCCCAAGUAUGUGGUGUCUCUCUCACUGACAAUGUGAUUGGAAUCAUCUUCCACCUUUUUGACGCAAAUGGUGAUGGAAGUUUAAGCGCAAAUGAGUUUGUAAGAGUGUUGCAGAAACGAGAAAGAGACAUUGCUCAACCUACGGAGGCAGGCAUCUUAAGUUUCUUAUCUUGCUUUUGGAACUGUUCAAAUAACACAUCCAUUAGACUGUUGCUCUCCUAA